This is a messenger RNA of Bufo bufo (common toad), 4310 nucleotides long. Its product is annotated as protein NPAT. Gene Ontology annotation, molecular function: transcription coregulator activity; protein binding. The transcript is spliced from 18 exons. Bases 125 to 4006 code for a protein of 1293 amino acids. Gene Ontology annotation, cellular component: nucleus. The record is from RefSeq and is a predicted model, not a curated record. Lineage: Eukaryota; Metazoa; Chordata; Amphibia; Anura; Bufonidae.
GAAGGUUUACAGUGUGACACCAGCGCGGGAGAAGCUGUUCGCUGAGAGGAGGACGGGGCUCGGAGUGGAGUGAGGGGCUCCGGGCAGCGGCUGACGUCUCGGAUGCUACUCAGGACGGGUCGCCAUGCUGCUCCCCUCCGAUGUGGCCCGGCUGGUGCUGGGUUACUUGCAGCAAGAAAAGCUCAUGUCUACCUGCCGAUCCUUUAUCGCGGAGAGUCCAAAUCUCAAGGAGUAUGCAGAGCAUCACACAGAAGAGGGCAGCAUUCCUGGAUGCUUGCUGUCUCUCUUUGGAAAAAACCUGACUACGAUCCUAAAUGAAUAUAUCUCAAUGAAGACAAAGGAGAAUCAAGCAGAAAUACCAUUCAUGGUGUCGUCUCUCUGGAGGAAGCUUGACCUCACGCUGUCCCAGAUCAGGACCAUACAAGAAUCAGCAGCAUUUAACAACAAUCAAAGAGCACGCACAAGAAAGGGGAUAAAUGACCGCUUACGACAGAGAAUGCUGACCUCCCCUCUGGCUGUUUCAGGUUCACCGAUACAUCAGACAUCUACCCCAAUAAUGGCAAAUCAGAAUAUUUUGCCACCUGUUCACACACCAGGUGCCUUACCACCCAUCGCCAGCUCUUCAUUUGGAGAAGUGUCUACUGUACAGAACAGUAACUCUACCUCCAUCAGCAUUGUGGAACCCGAAGCAAGCCGUUCUGCAGGCUGUACACAAAGAAAACCUCCACCUGCAGCCACCGCUUCUCCUAUGAGGCGAAAACAAGACGUACAGAGGAGGAGACGAGCAGCUCCAUUGAGCUCCACUGCACUAGCCUCAGAUGGAGGUGUGGGUGAAGAUGGUGAUUCCCUUCAAGGUAUCAUUGAUGGUGACUUUCCUCAAAUGGUGAUCGAAAAUGCAAGGGAAAAGAUCUUAAGCAAUAAGAGUCUUCAAGAGAAGCUGGCAGAGAAUAUUAACAAGUUUCUUGGAAGUGACUCGGCUGCACAGAGCUCCAAACAGGCAGAUGGAACAGCUGCCGAGCAAGACACCUCUAUUGAUGAGAUCCUUGGCCUGCAAGGAGGAGAGAUGCACAUGUCUGAGGAGGCCAUCCAUGAUAUCCUGACACAAACAGAGUUGGACCCUGACUUUCAGGAGCUCUAUGAUUUGUUUGCAUGUGUUACAGCCAAGGCUCCAAAGAUGACACCUCGUGACUCUUCAACUAGUAAUAAUGAUCCUAAGAACGUGACUGAAAAAGGGAAAAAACAAGAUGUUGUGGAACGAUUGCUGGAUGUGGAAAGUGAUUCUGCUCCGUGUACUAAGAAAGAUGUCUGCUCAAAGGGGAAAGAAGGCGCUAACUUACCUGACCAAUAUAAUGGAAAAUCCCUAGUGGACCAGACGUCUCAGCUUCCCAGUGCUUCCAAACAAGCAUGUGCAAAUGAAAAGCAUGGUUCAGAGACUCAAACUUCAAGUGGUGAUGGCCAGAAUACCUCUUUAAUAUGCAUACAGAGUACAGACGGUGACACAGCAAUGGACACCAGUAUAGGGGCUAAUGUGGUGAUUGAUUCACAGAUUGAAAAUAUGGAAAUCAAGGAGGGAGAAGUCUAUGGUUUCCUGGCUGAGGAUGUUCUGCCGUCAAACACAGUGUCCACAGAUAAAGCUAUAGCCACUGAGUCCUUGAGGAUUGUUAACGAAGAACCAAAAGAUAUAUCAAACCCUGGGGUGUCCAUCACUGGAACGCCUUCAGAGGAAAUGCUGAAGGAUACCAGUAAGAGUGACCCAGUUAUUCCACCACAGACAAAUACGGCAGGGACUCCACAAAAAGAAAAGGAUAAUCAGGUGACAACGAGCUUAAAGCAAAGUCCUUUGAAUCGCCCCUGUGCUGCUGCGACGGACCAGCAGGUAAAUGCAGCAGCUCCAGUAACAUCUGCUGGUAAUGGACUAACUGUGCAGAAUACAGCUGUCAACGUCGAACUCACAGCUUGUUCUGCACCUGAGACUGCAACCCUCUGUAGUCCAGUGACAAGUACUAGCCAACCCGUCCUGGGCGACUCAAGUAUAGUAAACUUCAACAUAAGUACAGAAGAUUUGCAGGAAGAUGCAGAAUUAGAUAAUGCUGUAAACAGUAUAAAUGUAGACAAUUACGCUACUAUUAUAUUGUCACCUCUAGUGGAAAGUCAAGAUCUGAAAAGAACAAUCCCAACCCAGGAAAAUGCCAUCAUAGACCUGACAGACUCAUCCCCGGUGGGAGAGCAAGCGCAACUGGAGGCUCCAUCAACUGAUGGCUCCGUAAGCAUUAAUGCCUUAAGUGGAGACUGCACUAUUUAUUCAAUUUCUGGGACUGCUAAUAGCACUGGAGAAAGCAAUGUCAUACAGAUCAUGCCAGCGACCAGCUCUACAUUCGCACCAACUGGUAACAUUUAUAUCAACAGUGGUCCGACCGUGCGGUCUAACAUUGUGAUGCUGUCUAAUAGUUCAGCUUCCAGCCAGAAGCAGCCAAGUCUUUUUCAAAGUCCUCCCAGGCCUGGCAGCGUUUACACAGUGGGGCAGACUAUGUCACCCAAACUUCCUCAAGGCUCCACCAUUAUACUUGCCUCUGCGGUCCAGCCUAUCUUGCAGGGAGUUAUGGGUAUGUUUCCUGUCUCUCUUGUUGGUCAAAAAGGUACCACAUUCACAGCACCGACUCAUCAGAUUUUGCGCGUUCCUGUAUCCAAGCCUAUAGUCCCAAAACUGCCAUUGCCUCCAAGGUCUCAGAAACUUGCUUUAUUGAAACCUUCUGUGAACACAGGAAAAUCAUUAUCCAACUCCUCAGCUGACUCUUCAAGUGGUUCUUCCAGUUCAGUUGUACAAAGGUCAGCACUUCGAUUAGGAAAUCAGGGUAAACGACCUGAAUCGGACUCACUAAAUAAACGUGUUGACACAACUGUCUCAGACAGCACUAAUGCUGCUGCCGCCAAAGAACUAGAAGCUCACAGAAGGGUGCUCUGUUUUGAUGGGACAACUUCAGGAGCUCCCAAGUUAGGGUCUCCAUCUUCAACAAAUUCCAAAAGUAAAAAAACUGACAAGAAUGAGACUGCUCCAAGUGUGGGAUCCUCUUCAGGAAAUGUUUCUACUUCUAAGUCAAACAUGUCAAAAGAAAAUAAAAAAAGUGAAAAUGCUCCUUCUGUAGUCAAGAACCCAAAAGCAUCCACAACUUCUGCUGCUUCUACUACAAAGGAUCAGGCUACAGAAAAGAGACCUGCGGCUCCGAGUGGUGGCACUUUGGGCAACAAGGAAAAUGUUUUACAGGUAGAGACUGGAAAUCAGCGAGCAGUGCAAGCUGACAAGAGGAGCAAUACUCAGGAAAGCGAAAAGAAUAUCAAACGACCUCAGGAAACCAGUAAGAAGUCGCCAGCCUCUCUACCAAAUAUUCUUAGGAGGACCCCGCAAAAAGCGCCCCCAGAAAGAGUCUGUCCCACUAGCCCUCUUGUAAAGCAAGCCAGCCAGUUAUUACAGGGCAUGCAGUUUCAGAGUCCAACUUCAAAGCAGUCGUCUCAGGAAAAUUUGCCUCUUCCAAGUACUCCAGGAUCUGGAUUGGAUGACAAGCCAUUGGAUAAUCAUAUCGAACAGACAAGGACUCCAACGUCCAAGCGUUAUAAUGAAGAUGGCGGAACUCCAAAACCAAUGCUCCCGCCUGCAACUCCAGAUAUGCCUACUUGCAGCCCUGCCAGUGAGGCUGGUAGUGAGAACAGUGUCAAUAUGGCUGCUCACACACUCAUGAUACUAUCGCGGGCCUCUCUUGCAAAGUCGACAGGUAACACUCCUCUGAAGGAUAAUACUCAGCAAUUAAAAUCUUCUAAGAGCACAUCUAAAAAGAGAAAGCUUGAAGAAGCUGAGGAAUCUGAGAGACAGUCACAUAAGAGAGAACAUCUAAGUCCAUCUACUUUGCCUAAAAAGAAGAAAGCAAAGAAACAUCGGAAGAAGAGCGAGGACACUUUUCCAGCUGGAAUGGACGUGGAUAAAUUUCUAAUGUCCCUUCAUUAUGAUGAAUAAUGUGAAUAGGGCACAUCAGUGCACAGUGUAUGUUAGAGCUAUUAUUAUGUUGUAUGUAAAGAUGUACAAAGAGGUGUGUAAAUAAUAGGCUUGAGAGCUUGCGUUCUAAUUUAAUAUUAAAGCACUUGCGUUGCUGCUGUAAAUAUUAAAUACUUGGAAAAGUUAUGUAAUUAUGUCACUUCUGACCUACUCACCCAAUAGAGUUGUAAAUGUGAGCUAUUUUGUUGCUUUUUCCGGCUUUUAAGCCGCUUUCUUUUAUAUGGCAUUGCAAUUCUGUUUUGAUAAAAAUCUUCUUAUUAAAAAG